Molecule: messenger RNA, 8886 nt
Organism: Dermacentor silvarum
Lineage: Eukaryota; Metazoa; Arthropoda; Arachnida; Ixodida; Ixodidae
Product: N-chimaerin
Exons: 13
Coding region: 301-1731 (476 amino acids)
Biological process (GO): regulation of GTPase activity; signal transduction
Molecular function (GO): GTPase activator activity
Source: RefSeq, a predicted model, not a curated record
UCCGGCCGUCACUCUCCUCCCGCUGACUAGCCCUAACGGCGAGCGAGUCGCCGACAGAAAAAAAAAGUUUCUCACCGCUUGAUGAGUGAACGCCUGCUCAAGAUGAGUUGAUGCCGGCCUCGACCGGAAGUUUAAUAAAGCAAUUGACAAGGAGGGGGAUGCCUCGCGCGAUGCCUGCUACUUCUGUGUUGACGCCGUCUUAGCGUCGGACGACCGUGCGCGCGCGCGUGUGUGUAUCGCGGUUUCGGCGAUUUGUCAUUUCCUGCAGCGCAGCGCCGUCGCUUGCGCCCAUUUGUGGAAAUGGCACGACAAUUCGCGGAGAACAUGAAGCAGAAGCAUCAUAUGAAUGAAAUACCGCAAGUGUGGAAGUCUUACUUGUACCAACUUCAGCAAAAAGCACCAACACCAAAGAGGAUAGUCUGCAAUAAAGAGGUGCCUAAUCGUCCUGCACAUUAUGGAAGGGAGUUUCACGGGAUCAUAUCUAGGGAGGAAGCGGAGCGGAUGUUGCAAGAAGGAGAUGGCUGCUACCUGGUCAGAGAAAGCCAGCGUGCUCCUGGUCAAUACACGCUAAGCUUAAGGUUUGGAAAUGCAUGCAAGAACUUUAGGUUGUAUCACGAUGGAAUGCACUAUGUCGGGGAGAAGCGCUUUGCAACACUGCAAGACUUGGUGGCCGACGGUCUCAUCACAAUGUACUUGGAGACGUACGCGGGCGAGUACAUCAACUCCAUGUGCGCCCAGUCGCGAUAUGAGGACAGCCCAUACAUGACGCUCCACUCGUACCAGCGCCAGCUUCGUCAGAAGCAGCAGCAGUCGCUUCGCAUGCGCCACCACCGACAGCCACCACCUGCUGCUGAGCAAGAGAGCCACGAGUAUGACAAGCCCGAUGAGGAGCUUGAUUGUCCAUUGCUAGAUGGCAUUCCCGAAGAUAUAAAUGUCCAAGAUUUUGAGAAACCUCAUGCUUUUAAGGUAAAUAACUUCAAAGGCCUUCCUUGGUGUGACUUCUGUGGCAACUUCAUGUGGGGCCUGAUAGCCCAGGGCGUACGUUGUGAAGACUGUGGCUUCAGUGCACACAACCGGUGUUCAGAGAAAGUGCCAAAUGACUGCUUGCCAGACACCAAGUAUGUCAAGCGGGUCUUUGGGGUGGACCUGACUACCCUGGUAAAAGCACACAAUACUCCUCGGCCGUUCGUUUUGGAUAUGUGUAUCAAGGAGAUUGAGCAGAGAGGUUUAGAUACGGAAGGCAUUUAUCGUGUAUCUGGAUUUAGUGAUGAAAUAGAAGCUUUGAGGAUGUCAUUUGAAAAAGAUGGAGAAAGUGCACCAUUGAGUGCAUCGACAUAUGAAGACGUCCAUGUAGUGGCAGGUGCCCUAAAACUGUUUCUGAGGUUGCUGCCAAUACCCCUGAUCACGUUCGACAGCUAUACAAAGUUUUUUGAUGCAGUCAAGAGCAACAAAGUAGAGGAGAAGCUUGAAGCGAUGAAGGAAGCAGUAAAGUCACUGCCGCCUGCUCACUACCAGUCAUUGAAGUAUCUCAUGAGUCAUUUGCAAAGGGUCUCGGAGCACCAGAAGAAAAACUUGAUGUCGCCAAAGAACUUGAGUACAGUAUUUUCACCGACAGUGAUGCGGACGCCCGACAUCAUGGGCAUGGGUCUAGACCAGAUGAGUGCCUGGCACACAGAGAGUGCCGUCGUUGAACUGCUCAUCAGCUAUAAUCGGACCGUGUUUGUCCAGUAGCCAGCCUUUCGGGAGGCCGGCUCACCACACACACUCUAUCAAAGGCUCCCCACCCUUGUGUCGCGUGCCCACCCACCAAAGAGAGUUAUCGACUGGCGCUGUCAUGAAACAGCGCCAGUCUGUGUCCUUGUCUGUCGGCCGCUUUGUCAGUUCAAAUUGACCAACUCUGAUGUCAAAACUGAGCUCGGUUCUGCAAUUUGGUUCAGGGAUGUGGCAUGAUCGCAUAUUUUUAGAGACAUGCUUGGUUGGAGCGGUGGCUCAUCUUCAUGAGGCACUCAGUAUUGAUUUCUAGUUUGCAAGUCAAAACUUUCCUUAUGCCAUGUUUGGGAGGAGUUUGUGAUAUGUGAGGAGUUCCGGCGUACACAUGCUUUGCUUGCUGCUUUUUUUUUUUUUUUACAACUGCUGGUGAUCCUAAUUGGGCUUUGUGGAUUGAGCUAGAAAAAUUUUGCAACCGCUUUUCAAAGCAAAAAGCAGCUCUAAGAUAAAGCAUCUCAUUUAACCUACACUGGUACAGAUGUAGCAUCUGAUUAUGCGUCAUUCUCCCAGCCAUACAGAUUGGCCUUGUGGUGUUUUAUAUUCUGAGUUUGAAUUCAUGGUUUUUUAUUUAUAGGGAAAGUCUGCUUCAAUUAUAAUUGUCAUUGCCAACAACCUCCUUUUUUUUUAAAGCCAGAACUGCUGCUUUUAUUUGCUGUACUUGCUACUGAUGUUGAAUUCAAUAAUUUUACUAAAGCAGUAACAGGAACGUUGUCGCCAUUUCAUGCGCACAAGGUGAAAAUGAGUGCCUCGCAUACAAACGUUUUCUCCAGCUUCUGAUGGCAAAUAUCUCUGCGUUUCGCAGCGAUCACCAACCUUGCUCAUUUGCUAUGGAACAUAUGAUAUCUAUAUAUGAGGCACGAAGAAGUAGGGCGUUUUCUGGGCUUAUAGAAUUGUAGAAAUGGCACUGCUGACAGACUGCUAACCACAUUGCACUGCUUGUUCUGCACGCUGCAUGUUCAGCGUUCACCAAGGCUGAAGUAAUGCAGCAAUUCUAUUUUGACUCCACUCAUUUCAUGCUUUGUCAGUCAAAGCAUGCUUCACCUAUAUUAUCUGCAGAAUAGGGUGAAGGAAAUUGAUAGAUAAGUGUUGAGUAGUAUUAAGCAAGAAAAAAAAAAGAUUGUUUAUUUUUGCCAAGGUACUCAAAAUGAGACUUUUCAAUUGAUGUUCUUUAGGCACAGCACAGUAUUGAAGUAGGUUCUACGGCAUCAAUGUGACAGUGACAAAUUGUUCUCCGAACCAUGGUUUGUGCAUUUUGUGCACGCAGCUUUCAUGAUGCUUGCAACUUACUGCAUGCAUCCAUAAUGGGCCAUAUAUGCAUAAUGUUUUCAUGUUCACUCACUGAUGCCACAGUGCUGUUGACUAAUCUUGGAAGCGAGUCCGUGUAAUGUAAUGAAGUUCUGCAUUGUGAUACUAAUGAGUGUUGACAUGCAAAGUACUUCAAGGAAGAAAGCCUAAUCGAAACCUCAGGAGACUUUAUGGAUACAUAUUUGUAGGAGAUUCCCGGCAAAGUUACAGCGACGUCUUUUUUUUAAUGUCUAUUGUGUUCAGUGGUGGUCAAAUGCCACUGCAUGUGCUGUGAUGUGGUUGGUCCUGUUGGAUGCCCUGGUAUUACUCGUUUUUGUCCUUGUGCUUUGGUUUAAGCUGGCGUUUACAAGUCUUUGAUUACUGUUGUUGUGAGUGCUGUGAAAAUGAGGUGCCAGAAAGGCAAAAUCAUUGUUUUUCUUGCGAUCACCUAAAAGUGCACUAAGGUCUGAAUCUAAGCUAGUUGGUAAGGUAACAUCUUUGAAUGAAACACCGCAAACGACGGUGCAGUAGACUCUGUUUAAGACAAGUUCUGCUAGUUCUCUGGCCAGCUGGACAGUCGGGGUGUCGCUUUCUCUCUCUAUUUUUUUUACCCCAUAAAUUGAACAUUCUUCUGUUUAGAACAACUUCUGAUAAAACAGAACAAAUUUUAACACUUUGUUCAUGUUCCUCUUAAAGGAACACAAGCAGUAAUUUCAGCUAGUGUGAUGGACUCACUUUUGUCAGCCAAUCGAGGUUCAUCAGGAUGAAGAGUUAUCCUAGCAAUCUCCAUGAAAAUUUUUUUAGUUGGCAGUCAAUCAGUGGGAAAUUGUUCCACAUUUUUUACUGAUGGCGCGCACCACUCCUCUGUCUCUUUACAUCAUUUUCUAACUCGCAGAUACUCACCAAUAUUCUGGCAUUUGUUAUCUUAGAAUGCUUAUUUACGAGUCGAGCUUAACUUCAUUUUUGCCUUUAGAUUCCCUAGGAGUACUGUACAUUGAAACUGUGUGUGGCAUUUGGCCUCAUUUUUUUAUAUGUUAUGUCUCAAAUUAUUUUCUUUUCUUUAUUGCAUGUGAGGGGUAGAACUCAUUUAUGAAACUUAUGAUUUGAAUUUUGUAUUAUUGAAUGUGGAAAAUGCUGCUGUCACUGAAUAUAUUGAAGAGAUGAACAAAUUUAUCAUACCAUGUUGUGGAAUACAUGACACUAGAUAUUAUAGGCUGGUCAUUAAGUUACUUUUGUAUAGAGCUGAAUGAAACAGCCCAAAAAAACCUAACUGCAGGGAGAGGCCUUCGUCCUGCAGUGGACAUAAAUAUAGGCUGAUGAUGAUAUAGAGCUGGAGUGUCAUACAUGGAUGGGAUUGGCACGUGAAGUUCUAAUGUUACAUAAAUGAAGCACACUUACGACAGUUUUUAUUUUCACACUCUGAAAAAGACCUUAAGUACAUGUGUUCAUGCUACAGGUGAGCCAAAUGUAACUACCCAAGCCAGUUACAAAGAUAGUUGUUAGCUCAUGGACUUCAUUGGCUUCAAGAGUUUUUGGGCCCAUGUGGCCAUGCUAUCAACAGUGGCACAUGCCGUAGUGACCAUAAAUGGCUACAGUAAAAAUAUUACUUGAUUCCACUAUCUUCUAGGUUGCUCCAAUCAGAUAUGUAUGAAAGUAAGGAUCGUUUUGUAGUUAUUAUCACCGAGGUGGCAACAGUGGUGGAACACUGUAUCAAUAAUGAUGAUGAUGGGUGGGCAUUUAAGCAUGGUCAUUUGGAAUCUCAGUGCCUCAAAGGCAAUUUGUUGUAAUUUUAAACACGGAGACCUUUUUAUGACAACCUUAAAAAGGUAGGCCCUUAUGUACCAAGUUGAACUGAAACAAACUGUAAAACCUUCAUUUAAUGAGCUAUAGUAUAUGAAAGUUUAUAGUUUAAAACCUGUACAUGGCAUUUUUAUCGAUAUUAAGUACCAAGAAGAUCUACACUUGGCUUGCGUCGUAGCUUUUAUUUUUACAUUCUUAGGCAUAUUUGUGGUCAUAGGGUAAUUUGCAGCUUUCUUUUUUAUGGAAUUCAGUGUAAUAUUACUUAUUAAUAAACAUUUACACAGUUUCCAUCAUAUGCUGAGAAAAUCUCUGACGCCACGAUCGAUCGGUAGCAAAAAAUUUCGCAGUGGUGUUGACACUUGUCUCUCUUGUUUCUACGUCCACCCCUGCAUACCCAAGCUCCGUUCAUGCCUACACUGACCUAUUCACAAUUUCGCAAGUGUGCAUGUGAACAUGUUCCAUUGCUUUUAGCCAGAGUACAAUAUUUGUGAAAGCCUGGAAUAUCUAUGACACAGUUAAUUGUAGCCAUUUUUUUUGCAUCACAAGUUGAUACAGUUGAGUUGUGCCACUACAUCAAAAUUUGAUUCUGCACUAGCAAAUCUAGCAGUUCAUGGAAGACUGCAUAAUAAAGCAUUUAAUGAUAGUACUCAGUUAAAGUCCACUGUGUGCAAUAUUUGGGCAUUAUCAGUUUUGGUCAAGUAGGGUCAGCACAUGGGUAACCUAGUGUUUACUCAGGUGAAAAUGAUUAAAUUCCAGGAAGGCUUAGAAACUGUUUUCAUAUACAGUCAAACCUCAAUAUAUCAAAGUUGUACUUGCAGCGAAAAACAUUGUUAUAUGAAGAAUUUUGUUGUAUCGAGGUUUCGUUAAUUCAAUUGAACUAAGGUUGGGAAAUAAAAAUACUUCGUUACGUCCCAAAUUUCGUUAAAUUGAGGUUUGUUGGAACGAGUUUGACUGUUUAUAUCUUCUUUUAAAACAAGGGAUGCUGGCACGAGUUUCUGGUUUCAAUAAAUAGUGAGCUUUCAUUUUUUUUUUUUCAGAAGUAAUCUGUGACUGCUAACAAAUGCUCUAUUUUGGCAAGCACCUAUGCAAAGUGGCACCUAUGCUAAGCACCGAUGCUAAGUGGCUAUGAGCAUCUGCUGCAGAGCACCGGGUUUUACUUCUGGCUGUUGCAGCCAUGUUUCUAUAGGGCAUUGCGCAAGAGUGAGCAUCUACCAUAGUUUCAGUGCACUUUGCAAAACUUGAAAUGGCCAAAGUGAAUCUGCAGCCCGUCAUUGUAUGACCUCCAUAAUCUUUGUUACUUGGGUUGCUAUACCCAACUGCAAUCGAAAUAUUGAACUGCGUACGAAGGCUGUUUAAAAUAGUGUAGUUAGAGGUGCCUUUAUGCACGGUUUUGUGCCGGAAAUACGAGUGGAAGCGUCACAAAAGGCUCGCAAAAAUAGCCAUUCAUGAGACUAAAACUGACAAAAAGAAAGCCGCCGUUACUGCUUGCGAGAAGUGACGCUUGACCUAGAACACGCAACUCCUUUCUGGCAAGGCCUGCAGCUGCCCGUGGCACGCUGAAAAAUUUUGGAGGCGACGUGUUCGGACUUGCAUCGUAGCCACUAACCACCAGGUGCACGCGUUGCCUGCUCAGGUGCCGUUUAGAGGCUGCCAAUAAGAAAAUUAAGAAAUAACCAGCUCUGUAGAUUCGCCAAGACUGCUUCACAGGUAUAUACUGCUCAUUAAAACCAAUUAGGCCCAAGUGAACUUUUGUUGCAGUGGGCCAUUAAUCGAACAAUCAUUACCAAUGAUUUGGGUAAUCAGCAGCAAUGCAGCGAAACAGUAAUGUGCAGGCAUCAUCCAUAAGUCUGUCAAGUGACAGUGUGCCUUGAUAAAGCUGUGCAGGAUUUCUUAUUUUACGUUUCUCGUUUGGUUCUAAGUGUGAGUUUGGGUAUUGAGGUGAGGCUUUUCAAGUGAAAAACAUUUGCUGUGUGGUGUCGAGGUGCAUACUUAUCAGUGUUGACUAUUUUUGAACCACACGUUCAUUCUGGGGGGGGGUUUCUGUUGAAGCUCCUAACCAACAUCGUCAGUGCUAACUUUACUGUGCCGUAUCUAGAUUGAGACAGUGAGUUGAACAAGUUCGUAGAUUAACAUAGUCGAAAUCAAAUGGAUCAAACUGUAUGUGGGCUUCAGAGUCCUUGAUGUAGGGCAUGAGUUGUGGUCCUUUCACAUGUUUCUAUUGGAAAAACUCUAGUUGAGGUUAUAACUUGUUUCAUAUUAUUGUGUGGUGCACUGUUGAAUUGAGUCAUACUGCUUUGAUAGCAUACAUUGAAGUGGGGAUUUCCCAAAGAUUUUAAGCUCAGAUGUGAUUCUUUUCUUAAAGCUUAGAUCGGUGUUCUUGCAGUAUAUUUUUCAUAUUUAAGGGCUUAGUAUUUUUUCUUUGUGGAUGAUCUCUUGUUGAUCACAUUGUAUUCUCAGCUAUGCACUGUGGGUUCAGCAUACUUGACGAAUUCUCUAAGAUACUUGCGGUGCAUAUGCCUUUGCGGGUCUUGCAUGAAUGCUAUUGCUUUUUACGUCACUGCAUUCUAGGUCGCGCUUAGCAUCCCGUUGCUGAAGCGUAUUCCUUCUAUACGAGGUUCGGUUUGUGUGCUGUGAAUAUGGAAGUGGUCUAGACAAAAUUGGUUCUCGUCAGUGUUGCUUGGUGAACAGUAGCAGUGUCCAGUUAAUUUUGUUUCUUUUCCGUUUGUGCUCAUGAACUGAAAAUCAGGUUUUCGCAGUUCCAUGGGAAGUGCUUUUUCCCGGCACUGUUUUGUGUUUGUUUCUUUCACUUGAUAUGUUGAUUUUGGAGAACCCAGUCUUUUGGCUAUGCAGCUUUGAUUUAUUGAAAACUCUAACGGAAGUUUAAAAGUGCUUCUGGUGCAGCAUGCUUGCUCAUUUUAGCACAAAACUGUUUCAGUGGCAGACCGAGAGCACUGCCGGGUGUUUUAAUAGCAUGUCAAGAGUAGGUCAUUGAGCUGAGACCGCUAAGCAGAGCAACCGAGAAUGUUCCACCAAAAUUGGCAGAGUGAACUGAAACUUCGCGAGCUAAACAUUUGGGCUAGUUAAAGGGUGAUCCCAAAUGUACUCACAGCAUAAAAUUAAAUGCGACUUUAAGUGAGAAACAACAGAGUGCUGAAACUUCUUGAUCCUAAGUAAUUUAGGAACUGGUUUAGUAUUCUGUGAACUCUCUUGCCUUUUUGUUUUGGUGGUGGACUCUUUGUUCCAGUUGCAGAAGAUUUGGAGGCAUUGGUCAAUGCUGGAAAAACGUUUAUCAGUUUUAGAGUUGGUCAGUUGCUCUCAGUCUGCCAUUGGAAUUUGAUAUUGGAUGCUCUGAAAUUCACAAUGCUUUUAGCAUGCACUGUGACUUCAAGAUGGGCAGAAAUGGAGGGAUGCUUUUGUAAUUUGGCAAUUAUGUUGCAAGUGCAGGCCGAGAAGUGAACCAAUUAUUGAUUUAUAACUUUGUGUCUUACAGGCUCAAGAUGUUUUUUUACUACAAAUGUGAACAGCGUUAUGUGACCCUUUUAUAUUCAUCGUUUUAUCAAGUGUAGUGAUGAUUUUUUGGUUCUCUAUUUAUAAGUAUCCUUAGGAAUGGUGCCUAUUUCUCCAGUUUCUCUUGUAUAGUUUCGCUGAGUGUAUGUAUGUAUAUAUAUAUAUAUAUAUAUAUAUAUAUAUAUAUAUAUAUAUAUUAUUCAGCCAGUUGGGAGAAAACAAGUCAUACCUUGACGUAGUUGUGUUUUGUGACUGAGGGACUCCUUAGAGUUCUGUUUAAAUGCUUUAUUUCUGUUAUGUGGUUAUUUGCGCAUUUAUACUGUGUGAUGCACAAUUCAUUUCUGAUUUGUAUUUGCGAGUAUUAACUGUGGCGUGUGUCAUCAGAGUACCAGGGGUAUGCUUUGAAGAGUGUAAUAAUUUAUAUUCCGGUUCCGCUGCAUAAUGCAUAGGUGUUAUUUGCUGCGCAGUGUGGGUUUUAUUUGACAUUUCUCAUGCUGGUCAAUGCAUUCCAAUAAAACAAGUUUUUUU